Salpingoeca rosetta is the source of this 2312-nucleotide messenger RNA. RefSeq lists its product as uncharacterized. Gene Ontology annotation, biological process: methylation. Bases 62 to 2203 code for a protein of 713 amino acids. The record is from RefSeq and is a predicted model, not a curated record. The transcript has a single exon. Lineage: Eukaryota; Choanoflagellata; Craspedida; Salpingoecidae. Gene Ontology annotation, molecular function: methyltransferase activity; nucleic acid binding.
CGAGUUUCGGCGGAAGGCGCGGAAGAGAAGACAACAACGUGCGUGGUGCACACGGACGAGAAUGGGUGUGGUUUGUGGGGAGUGCGGGCGGCGGGAGCACGUGGAGUGGGUUGGCUCGUUCUGCAAUGACUGCUGGCAAGGGUACAUCGACACUGGGAUGAAGGAAGCCCUCGAACGGCCCCAACCGAACCCUGUGACGACGACGACAGCCUUGGAUGCAGCCUCCACAACAGCAGCAGCAGCAGCAGCAGCAGCCACAAGCAACACUGGUGCAGACACCAGCGACAGCACGGAUAGUGAUGGUGAUGGUGUUGAUGAGGGUAACAACAACAACAACGACAACAACAACGGCAGCAGCAUGGAUAGCAGCGGAGAUGACGACGAUGACGACGGCAGUGGCGAGAGCGGCCAAGAAGAAGAAGAGGAGGAAGAAGAAGAAGAAGAAGAAGAAGAGCAGGUGCGUGGGGUGUUCACAGAGAGCGGGGAGCUGUUUUUGGUGGAUGACCGAACAGGGACGGCGUACUUUGGGACGCGGGAUGAUGAGGGUCAGCUGGUGGAGGCUGGUGUGUGGAAGGCCGGGAAGUUGUUUGUGCCAGGCUUGGUUCCGGAGCGGCAGUGGCAGUGCGAGGACGCAGACCACUGCGAGACGCCCCUGGACGCCGUGCGAGACAUUGAGCCGAUUCUGGAGGAGCUGUGCCAGGCACUGGGCAAGGAGCGCGCGGCGCUGCGCAUCUACGACCCAUACUACUGUGCGGGCGGCAUUCGCGUGCACCUGGCGCGGCUCGGCUUCACGUCCGUGUACAACAAGCCAGAGGACUUUUACAGUGUUGCGGAGAAGAAGGCUGCCAGCCCGGACUUUGACGUGGUCGUCACCAACCCGCCGUACUCGUCCGUGCCGGUGAACCACGUGCUCAAGCUGGCCCGGUUCCUGUACAGCCAACCCAAGCCGUGGCUCGUGGUGCAGCCCAACUACGUGUACACGAAGGGGCCUUGGCACGCUCUUGUGCGCAAACAUCACCCGCAGCCGUUUUACGUGAUCCCGGGCACCCCGCGCGCGUACGUGUACCAGGCGCCAGCCACGAUGCGCGGUGACGUGCAGCGGAAGAAGCAGCUCAAGACCAGCCCCUUUGUCACGUUCUGGUUCUGCAACCUGCGCGAGCACCAGCAGCGGGUGUUUGAGAAGGUGCAGCAGGGCCUGCUGUCGUCGCGACCGCACGUGGGCGUGGCCGUCAAGUCGUUCUACUUGCCAGACAACUUCAAGGACGCAAAGGACAGCACGCGCAGACGAUCAGGCAAGACGAAGAAGGCGCCUCAAAGCGGGGCGAAUGUCAGUGGCAGUGGCAAUGGUGGUGGUGAGGGGAAGAAAGGGAACCGUGACUAUGACGCUGGAGAUGGUGGUGGCGUGAGCGGUGGAGAUGUUCAGGGCGGGGAGCCGAAGCAGAGCAAGAAGAAGAGCAAGAAGAAGAGCAAAGGCAAGGGGAGGCCGCAUGAGGGCGAGCAAACGAAGGCAGCUGAGAAGGGCCACACAAGCGGAAGUGAUGGCGAUGAUGCAAGUGCUCAACAGCAACAGCAGCAGCAGCAACAAGAGAAUGGGGCAACAAACGCUACGAAGAAGGCAAAGAUGACGAAGAAGAAGGAACGAUGGUGGCAGAAGCGCAUGCGGGAGAAGAAGAAGACGACGACCCAAGAUGAAACGGCAUCACGGAAGCGAGGUGGUGGUGACGGCGAUGGUGGUGCCGAUGGUGGCGCCGAUGAAGGUGGUGAGCAGGCAACAAAGAAGGCGAAGGUGAUGAUGGUGACACCAGCAGUGUGUGUGGAGGCGAGUGUCGGUGGGGACAGUCGUGGUGACGCCGCUGAGGGGAACGGGAAGGCUGCGAAGGGCAAGAGACGGAUCAGAAAGAAACAACAACAACAGCAGCAGAAGCAGACGAAGCAGCAGCAGCAGAAGAAGAAGAAGAAGAAGAUGCACACAAAGGACAAGCAAGGGGCUGAAGACAAGAAGACAGACGGAGAUAAGAUUGUUGGGGGUGGCAACAGCAAGGCAGCGGCAGCGGCGGCGACAACGGCGGCGGUGGCGGUAGAGACGAUGAUGACGACCAAGCAGAAGAAGAAGAAGAGUAAGAGCAAGAAGAAGAAGAAGGAUAAGAACAGCAGCAUGAGCAAGAAGGGCAAGAAGGCAGAUGCGAAGCACGAAGCAACCUGAAUGUGUGUGUGUGUGUGUGUGUGUGUGUGUGUGUCUGCCUGUCGACUUGUUUCUGUGUGUCUAUGCUCGCGUGUAGGGUCGAUGUACAUGAACGACAUGACGGUCAGGG